CUCCCUUCAGCUACCCUGGUCAGUGUUGCUCGGACAACCAGAAGGAGUAGGUUCUAGCUUGGCCUAGCUGUACUGAGGAACCUGAUACUAAAACUGAGGGGUGUGAGGUCAACACUGUGCACGGUGGUUCUCGUCCCUGCUGGUCGGGGUACGAGUAGGGAGCUGGUCUCCCCUAACAGAGGCGUCCAGGUGACUGCCCCCCGUUUCUUCUUUAGUUUCUGUCUUUCUCAACAAGAUGAGCAAGAUCCAGGUGGUGGAGGGAUUCCGGGUUGGAGGAAGGCGUGAUGUGGUGGCAGCUGCGGAAGGAUACGUGAAGGAGUUCACGCGCCACUCCAACGAUGUCCUGCUGAAUCUGAACGAGCUGAGGCACCGGAACAUUCUGACUGAUGCCACCCUCGUGGUGGGCACCUGCCGAAUGCAUGCGCAUUGUGCUGUGCUCAUUGCCUGCAGCGGGUUCUUUUACUCGCUGUACUCCGGUCGCGUGUCCUUCCCUGGGAAUGGAGCUGCAGGAGACAAAGCCCUGGCCGUAUCACUGCCUGACUCACUGGACCCCUCCAGCGUCUCCAUGCUCCUGGACUUCAUGUACACCUCCCGGCUGCCCCUCACGCCAAGCACGGUCCACGGGGUGCUGUCUGUCGCCACCUACCUGCAGAUGGACCAUGUGGCUGACACCUGUAGAGCUUUCAUGAUACACAGUGAGCGGAUGAGAGGGACGCCCCCUCAAAUGGAGCUGGACUCCACGGUGUCUGCAGUGUCUGUAGCACCCUCAGGGGGACUUCCUCCCAAUCCCCCUGUCAAUGCAAGACCCCGCCCGUCUGUCCUGGCCCUCUCCACCCCCUUCCAGCCCACAGAGGAGGCUGAGGGCCACGUUUACCGCGAUGUGGCCAGAGUCCCUGGUGACAUCCGUGCCUCUCCGCAGCCAGGGACUUUCCUGACCCGCGAACCCAGGUCAGAGGAACUAAAGUUGGAGCCCGAAUCGUCCCUUUCCACCCCAUCUCCGGACACCCCGUCUCGCUCUGGCUGCCAGCCCAAUUCUCCGGCUGAGUCGAACACCUGUAAUCUGGAUGAACCCAAGCGCAACCCUGACCCAAAGGCAUGCAACUGGAAGAAAUACAAAUACAUCGUCCUCAACCCCCUCUGCGCCGGAACCACAGUGAAGGAGGAGGACUCUGAUGAGGGCCAGCGGCCCACCCCCAACUCUGAUAGGACGAUGGUGACAUUGAAACCUCCUGUGGAGGUGUGGCCAGGGCAUGGAUCCAGCCAGAAUGACAGGCGGAGGCAAGCCUCCAGCUAUGAUGUCCCCGGUCAGACCCCUAAUCUAGUACCCCAGCCAGGCCUUCCAGCCCACCCUGCAGACCAUCCCAUGGAACCACCAACCUACAAGGAAGGAACAGUGUCGCCCAGCUAUCUCGCACCCCGGCCAUCGGACCCAGAGGCCGAACGUCAGUGUCGUCACCCAAUCAAGCGUGAGAACUACGCCGGGACGUUCAGUUGCCCUUGCAACCUGACCGGGAUAAAGACUGUCUGCGCAGCUCCUGCCGCCGGCGACAAGCCGUAUCGCUGUAACGUGUGUGGCGCCCAGUUCAACCGGCCCGCCAAUCUGAAGACUCACUCACGCAUCCACUCCGGAGAGAAGCCGUACCGCUGUGACACGUGCUGCGCCAGGUUUGUUCAGGUGGCACACCUGCGGGCCCAUGUUCUGAUCCACACUGGGGAGAAGCCUUACCCAUGUCACACCUGUGGAACCCGCUUCCGUCACCUGCAGACGCUGAAGAGCCACCUGCGUAUUCACACUGGAGAGAAGCCAUACACUUGUGAGAAGUGUGACCUGCACUUCCGCCAUAAAAGCCAGCUGCGCCUUCACCUGAGACAGAAGCACGGCGCCGUCACCAACACCAAGAUCCGCUACCAGGUCCUGGCAGAACCAUACCAGCCCAUCCUGCAAGCCUGUUAAAGGUCCUCCCUUUGACCCCUGACCUUUAACCCAACCCCCAGAAAUGUGUAUGUUUCUACCCUAGUUAGUGUUAUUAUGGUCAAUGCUUGCAUUCCCUAGAAGGUGCACUACUUUAGACCGGGUCUCAUAUGGCCUGUAGGGAAUAGGGUGCCAUUUGAGAUUGCCUGGCUUCAAGUCUGACCCCUCACAUACACAAUAACACUAAUAUAUUAAUAUUACCCAAGUACUCCGUGCAUGAAGCCAAUCGAGGUGUUCUUAUGUGAAUUUGGAAAGACGGAGAUGCCAGAGAUUAUACAGGCUGACUCCAGUUCGUUCAAGCUUUAGGUCAGGAUUGCAUGGAUGAGUUAUGUGUCUAAUCAAGAAAGUUGCCUUGACUUACUGGAAGUCAAGGCAACUGGCUGGAACCCCGUUAAUUAUGAGGAUAUGAGGAAAGAGAGACCGAGAGAGAAACAAAGACUGAGGGAAGAGUGUGAGAAUCAGAAAUGAGGGAAGGAAGUGUGGAAAAUCAAGGAGGGUUGGAAGCUUGAGAUAAGGCUUCAGAGCGAUGUAAAAGAUGAACAAGUAAGUAGUUAUGAGUUUGGGAGAUGUUGAGGUGGUUAGAGCAAGUCAAAGAAAGUUUGUGCCAUUGUUGAAUUUUUGUGUUUCCACAGCUAAUGGGAUUUACUAGAGACCAUCUGCUUGGCAAUGACGCGUAGGUGACAUUGCAUAACAAAAUACAGUGAGAAGUCAAAGUUUAUAAGGGUGUGUUAACACUAUUCCAAUUAUUUCAGAUAUAAUUGGCAUAGUGUAAUUGGCAUAAUGCUUUUUUAACACAUUUUAAUUUUUGACAUACUUAAGGCCUGGGGCCUAUUUACACUGUAUAAGGACAAGUGACAUAUUGGAUAAAAUGUUGUACCUGUUACAGUUCUGUCUUUUCCUUAAAUGGAAGAUUACUACUUUUUAAUGAUAACUUUAUUUCAGAGUCCAAGCAGGCAAAGGACUUUCGUCUCUUGUAUAUGAAGAAAUGUGUGCUUUCAGAGAAAAUGUAAAAAUUGGAUUGGAGAUAUUAGAUUUUUUUUUUGUAAUUUUUGCUGGCCAAAGACAAGGACUGUUUAUACAAAUUAAAUUAAAUGAAUUUCCAUGAACUAUGAA
Messenger RNA from Esox lucius (northern pike), 3085 nucleotides. It is a transcript of the gene bcl6b, whose product is annotated as BCL6B transcription repressor. Bases 236 to 1954 code for a protein of 572 amino acids. Lineage: Eukaryota; Metazoa; Chordata; Actinopteri; Esociformes; Esocidae. Gene Ontology annotation, biological process: regulation of transcription by RNA polymerase II. The transcript has 11 exons. The record is from RefSeq and is a predicted model, not a curated record. Gene Ontology annotation, molecular function: RNA polymerase II cis-regulatory region sequence-specific DNA binding; protein binding; DNA-binding transcription factor activity, RNA polymerase II-specific.